Messenger RNA from Parastagonospora nodorum SN15, 219 nucleotides. RefSeq lists its product as hypothetical. The coding region runs from base 1 to 219 and encodes 72 amino acids. The transcript is spliced from 2 exons. Gene Ontology annotation, biological process: protein secretion; intracellular transport. NCBI's taxonomy places the organism in Eukaryota, Fungi, Ascomycota, Dothideomycetes, Pleosporales, Phaeosphaeriaceae. The record is from RefSeq and is a predicted model, not a curated record.
AUGACAGCCCUCUUCAACUUCCACUCCCUCCUCCUCGUCAUCCUCCUCACAAUCUGCACCUCGACCUACGCACAUUACGUCUUUCCCGGGAUAAUGGACAGAAAUAAGGCAAAUCCGUUCGUCAGUCCAGUCUGGAAGGCUGCGCGUGUGGGCGAGCGCCUGAGCCCGUAUGUCGCCGUGGCGUGUGUUGUUAUGGCUGGCCUCGAACUCUGGGGAUGA